ACUGACAUUUUACUUUUUGCUGCCUUAACUCCAAUGGCCGACGCUUCCAUUACCUCCACUGCCACCAGUAGCAUCGCCGCUUCUACGACAGCAAACCCACCCGAAUCCAAAAGUUGGGCAGACCAAGCCGACGAAAUCGAUCAAGCUGAGCAGUCUUCCGCUUCUAAUGAGGACGCUGCUGCCGAGAUAAAUAUCGGAUCUCUACAAGUCGAUGAGUCCAAAAGAGACAACUCCACUCUCUCUGAUCCGGAAGAUUCCAGCAUAGAAGCGGUUACAUCUGGCGAUACUAUGUACAAAUCAGCGAAGAGAUUUGAGGAUUUGAACUUAUCUCCUGAGCUAUUGAAGGGAUUAUAUGUACAAAUGCAGUUUGAGCGUCCUAGCAAGAUUCAGGAAAUUAGUUUGCCUAUGAUUCUUACGCCUCCGUACAAGAAUCUUAUUGCUCAGGCUCAUAACGGUUCUGGUAAAACUACUUGCUUUGUGCUUGGGAUGUUGAGUCGAAUUGAUCCAAAGCUUGCUGCCCCUCAAGCUCUCUGUAUCUGUCCAACCAGAGAAUUGGCUAUUCAGAAUAUGGAAGUGCUAUUGAAGAUGGGGAAGUUCACUGGCAUAACAUCAGAGUUAGGUAUCCCAGCAGAUUCUGCCAACUAUAUUCCAAUUUCAAAACGUCCACCUGUUACGGCACAAGUAGUGAUUGGCACACCUGGGACUAUAAACAAGUGGGUGACGGGAAGGAAACUGGGCAUGAGUUGCAUGAAAAUUCUUGUGUUUGAUGAAGCAGACCACAUGUUGGCAGAGAGCGGUUUUCAGGAUGAUUCCAUAAGAAUAAUGAAGGCAAUUGUUAAAGCCAGCGCUAACUGCCAGGUGCUUCUCUUUUCUGCAACUUUUGGGGAAAAUGUCAAAGCAUUUGUGACAAAAAUUGUUCAAGAUCUUUUCGUGCAAGAUUACAACCAAAUGUUUGUGAAGAAAGAAGAACUUUCGCUGGAUUCAGUGAAGCAGUAUAAAGUACAGUGUCCAGAUGAACUUUCAAAAAUUAUGGUGAUUAAAGACAGAAUACUUGAACUAGGACAGAAGGUGGGGCAAACAAUUAUAUUCGUUCGUACCAGAAACAGUGCAAGUAUGUUGCAUAAGUCAUUGGUUGACUAUGGCUAUGAAGUGACAACAAUUCAAGGUGCCCUUAGGCAAGAAGACAGAGACAAAAUAAUCAAGGAGUUCAAAGAUGGAUUGACACAAAUUCUUAUAUCAACUGAUCUUCUUGCUCGGGGAUUUGACCAAUCACAGGUUAAUUUGGUGGUUAAUUAUGACCUCCCUGUGAGACAUGAGAGUCCAACAGAGCCAGAUCAUGAGGUAUACUUGCAUCGGAUUGGUAGAGCAGGACGUUUUGGACGCAAAGGUGCGAUAUUCAACUUGCUGUGCAGUGACCGAGACAACAUGCUAAUGUCAAAGAUUGAGAACCAUUUCAACCAUCAAGUGGCUGAGAUCUCAUGGAAUAGUGAAGAAGACUUUGAAAAUGCUCUGAAGAUAGCUGGCUUGCUGUAAGCCGAGUAUGAAUGUUGGUUAUAUUCAUAGACUUCGAGUAGAACUACACUGGCUGGUGAUGACAUUUGUAUCGUUGACAGAGCAGCGCUCCGGGGAGGCUUUUCUUCUUGAUUGCUCUCAUGCUUCACUUACCAUUUCUAGUGUUAUAACUUCUCAAAAACAUGCCUAAUCUCCCCAUGCUAAAUAGAAUUAACACUUUUAAAAGGAACAUGUAAAGAAAAACAAUUAUAUUUUAAACACAACAGUGCAAAUGAUUGAAGAACUUCGCUAUCCAGUGAGCAAAAACAGCAGCCAAAGUGACCUCAAACUCCGGUAGGGCUCAAAGAACCAAUGGCAGAAAUACCAAUCACAACCGGUAACCCGAAUCGUCCCCAACCCCUUAUAAUUUGUUUCUCUUCUACUGUAUUAGUUAUUUGCUUCUUUUACUUACUGCCUUUAUGACUCUAUUAUUUCACUUCCUAUUUAUUUUAUUAAGUUAUUUUGGUGUCUUCUGGAAUCUAGUUGCUCUAAAUUUGUAGUCACGAAUUGUGAUACUAUUAUUGGUUCUAAGUUCGUUCUUAUUAUAUGUUGACAGUUUGCUUACUGUUCCUAAA
This is a messenger RNA of Solanum lycopersicum (tomato), 2126 nucleotides long. Its product is annotated as DEAD-box ATP-dependent RNA helicase 38. Gene Ontology annotation, cellular component: nucleus; cytoplasmic stress granule. Lineage: Eukaryota; Viridiplantae; Streptophyta; Magnoliopsida; Solanales; Solanaceae. The record is from RefSeq and is a predicted model, not a curated record. Gene Ontology annotation, biological process: poly(A)+ mRNA export from nucleus. Gene Ontology annotation, molecular function: ATP binding; RNA binding; RNA helicase activity.